This is a messenger RNA of Salvia hispanica, 1682 nucleotides long. RefSeq names its product Eukaryotic aspartyl protease family protein. NCBI's taxonomy places the organism in Eukaryota, Viridiplantae, Streptophyta, Magnoliopsida, Lamiales, Lamiaceae. Gene Ontology annotation, biological process: proteolysis. Gene Ontology annotation, molecular function: aspartic-type endopeptidase activity. The record is from RefSeq and is a predicted model, not a curated record.
UUAAGCAGCCAAAAUUUCGCUCCACAAUGAUGCCUUAGAUCCCAUGCAAGAAAAGGCAAGAAUCAGUUUAACUAUGGCAUUACAUUACUGUUCCAGCCUUGAAUCUCAAGUAAUAUAUAUACUUACAUUUUAAAAGAUUCCACUUUUACUUCCAAUCAAAACCAUCCACAUCCAUACAACUGCAUUUUGUUAAAAAGCUCUCGUUUUGGUAGAUCGAAAAGGGAGAGCCAGCCAAAAAAAGAUAUGGAGAGAGGGAAAAAGUCGAUAUUUUUUAUAGUUUUUGUGGUGUUGGUUGCAUCAUGUGUAGGGUGUGAUGAUCAGCAAUUAAAGUGGAGGAGAUGGGGACCUUCUUGUAGCAGCCCAUCAUCAUCGUCAUCAUCAAUCAAGAAAUUUGGCCAAUCAAUCAUUUUCCCAUUAUACGGCAACGUUUAUCCCAAUGGGUUUUAUUUUGUUCAAGUGUAUCUGGGAUAUCCUCCAAGGCCCUACUUUCUUGAUCCUGAUACAGGAAGUGAUCUAACGUGGCUUCAAUGCGAUGCCCCCUGCGUUCGUUGCACCACGGGGUUUCACCCACUUUAUCGACCAAGCAAUGAUCUCGUUGUCUGUAGAGAUCCCCUUUGUGCCUCUCUUCACUCGAGCGAUUAUAAAUGUGAGACUCCAGAGCAAUGUGACUAUGAAGUUGAGUACGCAGAUGGAGGUUCGUCUCUGGGAGUUCUUGUCAAUGAUUUAUUCACUCUCAAUCUCACCACUGGAGUUCGGAUGAGUCCUCGUUUGACCAUUGGAUGUGGGUACGAUCAGCUACCCGGGGCGUCUGACCACCCCUUGGAUGGAGUGUUCGGCCUAGGGAGAGGGAAAUCCAGCAUUGUGUCGCAGCUCCGUGACCAGGGAGUUGUAAAGAACAUCAUCGGCCACUGCAUAGGUGGGCAGGGAGGCUUUCUCUUCUUGGGAGAAGAUGUUUACGAUCCUUCACGCAUCACAUGGACACCGAUGUCACGUGAUCACACAAAGCACUAUGCAGCUGGAUCGGCCGAGCUUCGUUUUGGUGGGAGAAGCACAGGAUUCAAGAACCUAGACGUGAUUUUCGACAGCGGGAGCUCCUACAGCUACUUCACUUCUCAGAUUUACCAUGCUCUUCUCACUCUGAUACACAAAGAAUUAAGCGGGAAGUCUCUGAAAGAAGCAACUGAUGACCACACCCUCCCAUUCUGCUGGAGAGGCAAGAAGCCUUUCAAGAGCACGCGAGACGUGAGGAAGUACUUCAAGUCUCUAGCAUUUAGCUUUUCCAGCGGCUGGCGAAGCAAAUCUCAGUUCGAGAUCCCCCCAGAGGGGUACCUCAUAAUCUCCUCGAAGGGCAACGCGUGCUUGGGAAUUCUAAAUGGUACUGAUGUGGGUUUGAACAAUGUCAACAUGAUUGGAGAUAUCUCAAUGCAGGAUAAAUUGUUGGUCUACGACAACGAGAAGCAAUCGAUAGGCUGGGCUGCUGCCAACUGUGAGCAGCACCCGAGGUCCAGUUCCAUAUAGAUAGUAUACUAUCUUUGAUUCAUGUGUACAUAUAGAUUUCAAAAUAGGUGAAGGCAACAACAACAUUAGAUGAAUGCUACAGUGCUACUUUAAGACAAAGCUUUUGCUCAUAAAUAGUAGUACUAAGAAUUUACACAAGAAUAUAUACAGAGGGAUUGAAUUUA